AUGGAGAAGAAAAAUUGUCAUACAAUAUUCACAAUUUGUUACAUUUGCCUGAUUGCAUUGAAAGCUUUGGUAAUGUGGAUAAUUUUUCGAGCUAUAAAUUUGAAAAUUACUUACAAGUUUUAAAGCAAGAUGUCCGUCAACCUACCAAAAUAUUGCAACAAAUAUAUGUAUAAUAGAUGUGCGGAACGACAUGCGUUUUCAGUAGAUUUACCCAAAGCAACAGGUUUAAAAAAUGUCAUAGAAGGAUCUGCUCUCUACAAAAAUUAUAAAACGGACAUGUUUAUACUUAGUUCUGAAGCACCCAAUAACUGUUGUUUUAUUAAACCUUUUAUCCCCGUCAGAGUUGUUGGAUUUUGUAAAGAAAAUGAAGAAGAAUAUGUUUUAGGGAAUAGAUAUACAGCAAUAGAGAAUUUUUUUGAACUACCAGUAAGAAGUUUGGAAUUGGAAUUGGAUUAGUGCAUGAUGACACUAAUGUAAAAAAAUUUAAUGUAAAAGAGUUAUUGUACAAGGCGAUGUGCUUGCCAUAUCAAGAUAAAAUGUUUUUUUUGCCAAUUCUUCAUCACUUCACACUUUAAUUAUCCUUUCAAUUGAAUAUGUAAAUUGAAACAUAUAAUAUAAAUAUAAUCGAUUUAGACUAAAUAUUCCAAAAUGUCAAAACGGAGCUACAUGAUGAUAAAUGACGAAAAUUCUCCACCUCGUGAGUGUGAAGAAGAAGUAAAACAAAUGAAAAACUUAAUUUGUGAGCUACAUGUAAAGAUGGAUAAACUGUUAGAUAAAGCAUUUCCGAAAUCUACAAGCCUGGACAUAUUUCCAAUAAAAAGCGUGGAAGAAAUGGAACAUUUUGAGGAAAAUGCUGAAAUGUUUCCAAAAAAAUACGUAAUUUGUAGCAUUAAAGAAUGUAUAGAUUCAACACCUAUUACAAAAUCUACAAUUUAUCAUCACAGAAGAGUGCUUGUUAGAAUACAAUUGGGAUGGGCUGCAGAAGAAAAAAUCAUAAAAAAAAACCAACUUAUUUGGAAAAUUUUAGUUUGAUGCUCUGAAGUCCUCCGAAUACGGCUCCCAAAUUACGAAAAUGAUAUUAAAAAAUCGAUACAAUUAAUAAAAAAUAGGGUGUAUAAAAAAACCUACGAUAAUAAAUCAAAAUAAUAUAUUGAUGAAUUAAAAGUCUUUCGUAUCAUUAUUAAACAGCUUAUUUUUAUUAAAACAAUAAGGCCUCAUUUACUCCUUUUUUAGA
Molecule: messenger RNA, 1234 nt
Organism: Zeugodacus cucurbitae (melon fly)
Lineage: Eukaryota; Metazoa; Arthropoda; Insecta; Diptera; Tephritidae
Exons: 4
Coding region: 649-1032 (127 amino acids)
Source: RefSeq, a predicted model, not a curated record